This is a messenger RNA of Colossoma macropomum (tambaqui), 1924 nucleotides long. It is a transcript of the gene lancl1, whose product is annotated as LanC antibiotic synthetase component C-like 1 (bacterial). Bases 89 to 1306 code for a protein of 405 amino acids. Gene Ontology annotation, cellular component: plasma membrane. The record is from RefSeq and is a predicted model, not a curated record. Gene Ontology annotation, biological process: peptide modification; carbohydrate metabolic process. The transcript has 11 exons. Lineage: Eukaryota; Metazoa; Chordata; Actinopteri; Characiformes; Serrasalmidae.
CAGCAGUGGCGCAUGAGCAGUCACAGCACUGCAGGCUUGUGAAGAGACGAGCAAGUAUAAACAACAUCGUCUGUGUGACCUGUGAAAGAUGCCGGACCAGCGAGCUUUAAAGAACCCCUAUCCGGACUACAAUGGGCCUGAGAGCACGCAAGCCAUGUUCGACAACCAAGGCAGAUUGACGGAGGCUUUCAUAGGUCGUAUAAGCAGCAAGAUCAGCGAGCUGCUGGCGGUGAUGGAAAACGGGCUGAAGAGCGCUGACCCGAGAGACUGUACCGGCUACACAGGCUGGUCAGGCAUUGCCUUGCUGUACCUGCACCUCCACACAGUCUACGGUGACUCAGCAUACCUCCAGAGGGCUCUCGACCACGUGAGCCGCAGCCUGAGGUGUUUGACCCACGGCCGGGUCACUUUCCUGUGCGGAGACGUCGGCCCGCUAGCCGUGGCUGCUGUAGUGUACCAUCGCCUGCAAAGGCCUCAAGAAGCAGAGGAGUGCAUCCAAAGGUUGCUGCAGCUACAUAGUUCGGUGGUGAAGAGUUCAGGCAGCCUCCCAAAUGAGCUGCUGUAUGGACGUGUGGGCUACCUGUACUCCCUCGUCUUCAUCAACCAGCAGUUCCAGCAUGAGAAGAUCCCCUUACAGUACAUUCAGCAGGUUUGUGAUGCAGUGUUGGGCUCAGGGCAGAAUCUGGCUCAGAGGAUGAGGAUUGAGGAACAUACCCCACUCAUGUACGAGUGGUAUCAGGAGCAGUAUGUGGGUGCUGCCCACGGACUGUCCGGCAUCUACUACUACCUUAUGCAGCCCGGUUUCGUGGCAGAUCAGGGCAGAGUGUUGGCACUCGUGAAGCCCAGCGUGGACUUUGUGUGCCGGCUGAAGUUUCCAUCUGGGAACUACCCCCCAUGUAUUGGAGAUGAGCGGGACUUGCUGGUGCACUGGUGCCACGGCUCUCCUGGAGUCAUCUACAUGCUGCUGCAGGCCUACAAGGUGUUCGGCGUGCAGCAGUAUCUGGAGGACGCUGUGCGCUGCGGAGAGGUGGUCUGGCAGAGGGGUCUGCUGAAGAAGGGCUACGGCCUCUGCCACGGAGCCGCAGGAAACGCCUACUGCUUUCUGUCCCUCUACAAGCUCACCCAUGAUCCCCGGCACCUCUACAGGGCCUGCGUGUUUGCAGACUGGUGCAUGAACUACGGGAAACAUGGCUGCCGGACUCCAGACACACCCUUCUCUCUCUUUGAAGGAAUGGCUGGAACCAUCUACUUCCUUGCUGACCUGUUGCAGCCGAUGGCCGCCAAGUUCCCAGCAUUCGAGGUGUAAAGAUUAUCUGCUAGAGGCCUAAAAAGAUGGCAUUAAAAAGAGCUUGUCAGCAACCGCCUGGAGCCUGAGUCUGAAGCUUAGCUUCCUCCAAGAUCUUUACAGUUACGCUCUAAUCGCUCUCCAUCCUCUCCAGUGUGAAUCUGCAUGCUUCCAGUCUGUCAAACGCAGUUCACGCAAACCGCACGUCUUACCAGAACCAUCAAUGUCGUGGACUAAAACAGGGAGUGGUAAGCUAACUCUGCACUUGUAGUUGGAAACCUUUGUAUUGAGAAGUUUAUUGCUUUACGAAUUGUUUUAAAUAAGUAACAAAAGUGUUAUUUUUGUAUUUGUAUGUCAUCUCAGCAUUUGCUUUUGAAAUCAGAGUGUAGAUUUAAAUCUUAUAGUCUUCGUAUGGUGAAGUUACUUUGGUUGAAAUUAGCAUAACUUUGCUUUGCACUAAAAUUGCCAAAGUGUUUACGUAGAUGCAUCUCUAUCUCUUGAUAAUAACUGAUCAUAAAUGAUUGUCACAGUAGUUUUUAAGUAGAAAUUAUUCCUGAUGUUCCUCUGUGAGACCUUUUUCUUCUUCUUCCAGUGCUGUUCAUUUUCACAUGCUCAGUAAUAAACAGUAAUGAGACAAGA